Symbiodinium natans is the source of this 4386-nucleotide messenger RNA. Lineage: Eukaryota; Dinophyceae; Suessiales; Symbiodiniaceae. The record is from the annotation of a GenBank genome assembly.
AUGUUCAUCUCCAACCUACCGACUUCGACCUUUGAGGGCAUGCCUUUAGCACUGGGCUUGGACAUGAUUCAAUGUGUCUUCUUUCUUCUCGAGGCCGUCCAAGCAGAGCACCUCAUUGGCAAUUUGCCUGCCAUUUCUCAAGAGACGCGGGAUGAAAUUUGGGACUUCUGCGAAAACUUGCGCGAGCUGAACACUCGUGCAUCCAAGCGUGAGGUGGUUGCAGGUUUGGCUGACGAGGCAGCUGACAUCUCGACAGAGCUCUGGCUUGAGACCCUGCUGCAGCUUACGAAGCACAUGAAAACUCCAGCCUCCAGAAUGGCAGAAUUGGGCUCUGCAGCGACGGGGGCCCUGUCCGCGGCCAUCAAGCUGUACAAGGGAGACUUGGCAGCUGGCCUGAGCCAGCUGAAGGGCACGUUCUCCAAGUCUUCCUUGCUGAAGGAGUCUUGGUUUGAGGACCUCUUGGUGCUGCGCCGUUUGGUGGCAGAUGCGGUCAAGGACGAGGCCACGUUUCGCCAGUUGAAGUGGAUCAUCCAAUCUGGCAGGCUUCAUUCCAGCGUUUCCUUCAUGGACCUGCAGGAGAAGCCGCGAUUUCUCAUGCACGUGAUUCUGGGCCUUCGGCGCCUGAUAGAGAGAGGCUGCUCGUCCUACGUUCGCCGGGAAUCCUUCCAACUUCUGAUCGACUAUGUCCUGAACGAGAACUUCUACUUGCAGUUCACGGCAGCCCAGGUCUUGGAGCGCCUCUGCGAGUCAGACAGCAGUGAGAUCAAGAUGACGGCCACAAUCUUGCUUGUGAUCGCCGAGCGCGUUGUGCUUAGCCAGGCAAGCCACUACUCCCUCAGGGACUACGCGGUACGUUUACGGGCACAUUGGGAUGGGCAGGAGGAGGCCACAAAUGGCCCUGCAGCGACGUUCUCGGGAUACCUCAGCGUGGUUACAUACUUCUUCGAGAAGUUGAACGAAGGCAAGGCAGCGAGAGGCAGCAGCCUCGUCUCCAUCGCCAGCGGACUCAGCUCGCAUCAUGCAGGUCGUGUUAUGGAGGCAAUGCAGCGGGUCCUCCUGCAAGGCCAAGCCCCAGCAGAUCUCUGCACCGAAGUCGACAAGGCGACGAAGCUCACCCCUGUGCAUCAAGCAAGCCAGAGUGGCAUUGCUGAGAACCUUCUCUGGAUGAUUCGGAUGGCAGGGAAGAAAGCGGAGCAGCUCGUCAAGCACAAGUUGCCGGACAGCGGCAGGCAGCCGAUUCACCUCGCCGGCAGCAUCGAGGUGCUCAACUUGCUGUUGAAAAACAAGGCCGACCUUGCUGCCAAAGACAAUUAUCGGAACACGGUCCUGCACACGCUGACGAACGCCGUGGUGCUCGAUUACAUCUUGCGAGAGAAGGCUGGUGCUUUCCUGGACAAUGCCGCGAGAGUCGACUUGAAGUUGUGCAACAGUGGUGGGUAUCCGCCGCUUUUCAUGCCACGAAACUACGAUGUUACAAAUUGCCUCCUGGAGCAUGCGGCAGAUCUGCACGAGCGAGUCGCAGGCGAAACCGCCUUGAUCAAUGCCGCCCAGAAUGACAAUGAAGAUGUCUGCCGUGCCCUAAUUGAAGCGCGGGCUGAGGUUGCCGCAACGGAUUCCAGUGGCAAGACUGCCUUGUCCUUUUGUGGCAUCCGGUCAUUCCCGGUGCUAGUUGAGACCAGCCUGGGCAAGACUCUCAACCAGACAGACAAGCACGGCAACACUGCGCUCUUCAAUAUGAAGCAUCCCGAGGUUACCCGCCAGCUCUGUGAGCUGCAGGCGGACGUCAACCACAUGAACAAGUCAAGCGCAUACCCUCUUACCAUUGCCCCGAACAUUGAGCACGUGCAAUACCUCAUUCAGCAUCGUGCAGAUCCAUCAGUGAGGAAUUUGGUUGGAGAUCCGAUCUUCUUGACGGCCGUUAUGCAAGGUAAAACCGACCUGAUCUUACAUCUGGCGCAACAAGAAGACAUGCGGAUGGAACUCUUCAUGCAGCGAAGUGAAUCGGAUGGGCUCAGCGUUGCUGAGAGUCUGUCUGGUUCUAGCAAUACUGCCUAUGUACUGAGCACCCUUGGCUAUGAUUCCACACACUACAGCUCUCCAAAUCCAGACACUGGCGGCCUUCCAAUGGCAAGAAAGGGCAUUGCGAGGGAAUUUCUGCGAAGGAGUGGCAUCGACAUCACUGACAGGACAGGUUUCCAAAAUGAGAAGCUGCGGCGCACUUUUCUUCACACAUGCGAAUUCAAUGACCUUGAUGAUGUUACCGAUCUUCUCAAGCAAAGAGCAGAUGCCGGGGCUGUGGACGCUUUGGGCCAGUCUGUCCUGUGCUGCGCGAUACGUGGUUGCGCGUCGGCAAAGGUCAUCGAUGUGCUUCUUCAAAGCAAGGCAUCUCCGAGCGCCGGCUGCUCCGCUGUCUUGGCCUGGGCUGAACAUGGGCAACCCGAAGAUGGUGUCCUCGAGCUGCUGCUCUCGGCUCGCGGCAGCGUCAACGAGCAGGACGGCUUCUUGCGCACCCCGCCGCUUUGCGGCGCCGUGUCUGUGUGGGACCGGAACGCGGCAGAAACUACGCUGGAUGUCUUGGUGAGGCUGCGUGCAGAUGCCGGCUUGUGUGAUGCUCUGGGUCAGACACCACUCACGCAUGCUGUUCGCAGAGCAGAAGUUGACCUCGUGCGCAAGGUGCUGCCGCUAAGCCCUCAGAGUGCCUUGCUCGAGGAUGUCUCGGGAAUGACCCCAGCUAUGCUGGCGGAACACUUGGGGUACGACGAGCUUCAAGGCGUUUGGCAGGAAGCUGGCCGCUUGAGAUUUCGAAAGAAACCUAGCCGCACGGGCACAGGCGCUUCACAGAAGAGCUCGAGCUCCUUCCUCCUGGCUCGUAUGGGUCUCUACGAGGAAUUCGUGCAAGCGGUGGCGCAGUUCACCAUGGAUCAGUGGAGAGCGCACUGCCCGCUGUCUGGGCAGACACUUCUGCAGUCAGCCAUCCAGGGCGGCAGCCUGGAGCUUGUGAAGUUCAUCCUGAAGAAAGUGCCGGACCUUGUGGAGAUGAAGAGCCUUUCUGGCGCAAAGAACGGAGCCACGCCACUUGUGUUUCUUGCCAGUGCGAGCCCAGUGCCGGCAGAUGCUUAUGCCAUGGCCCUGGAGCUUGUGAACGCCAGAGCAGACAUCAGGCAAGGAGACAGCAGCCUGAUGCGAAGAGCUCUGACCUUCCCUGCCGCGGAAUCUGGGAACCAUGGUGUUCUGAAACUGUUGCUCGAGCAUGGCUUGGAUGCAAAUGCCACUUCCGGUCAUGCGGUGCCCGCAAUUUGCGGGGCAAUCACCGGGGAGUGUGUCAACCUUCUGAUUCAACAUCGCGCUGAGUUAGAAAACGAGGAUCUGCUGAGACGUUUUGCAGCUCAGAAAGGCAGUGCCGCCUUAAGGGCCCUGCUCCCACGUGUAUCCUUGGCAGCCAUCAACAGUCCUGAGAGGACCCCUUUGUUCUCGGCAUUCUCCGAGGUGCAUGUUCAGCAAUUGCUGCAGCACAGAGCGGACGUGAACCUCCAAGACAGCGCUGGACGCACAGCUUUGCACCGCACAGCUGCGAUGCCCGAGGCCCGUGCAAUCAAGCUCGUGCAGGCCCUGUUGGACGCCAAAUGUGAUGCUCAACGUGAAGACAGGCAGGGCCGAACAGCCCUUUCAUCCGCCAGUGCUCCGGUCGCCAAACUGCUGGUUGCUUCUCGGGCCGACAUUUCCCAGAAAGACCACCACGGCGUACCCUGUGCUUUGGCUUGCGCGCGGGACCUUGAGAAUCUUCAGACAGCUUUUGCACAGGGUGUGAGCCUGGACAUCAAGGACCCCCACAACGGCCUCGAUCUUGCAUUGGUGGCAGCAGGGGCGAAGAACCCAGAACCUCUGAAGCUGCUUCUGCAAAAGCGGGCGGACAUCUUCGCCAGCAAAAACGACCAGGGCCGCACUUUCCUUCACCGGGCAAUGGAAGGUCAUCUUUCGAUUGUCGACUUCGUUCUGAAGGAGUUGUUGAGGCAAGGCCGGGCGGAUGCGCGUGAGCUUCUCACGGCAGUGGACGACAAGGGCGCCUCCUUAGCCCACGUGGCGGUCGAAAGGUGCUUCAGUCGGCAUGCAGAGCGAUCCUGCCUUGACCGCGAGACUCGCCAGCUUUUGGCGCCAGACAUGGGCUCGACCUGGAAGCUCACUUUGCUCCUUCACGCCUGUCGACAACUUGAUGCUACUCUUGGAGAAGAGCUCGUGAACAUGCGCAACCGAGAACAGCGAGCGCCCAUUGAUGGCCAGUCUCGGAUCAGCACAAUUGAGACACUUCUAGAUGCCAGGGCAGACCCUACCAUGGCAUGGUACAUCUCGGGAAUGCAGAGAAUCUGGAAGUGGUUGAUCUGCUGUUGA